Fimicolochytrium jonesii is the source of this 2851-nucleotide messenger RNA. RefSeq lists its product as uncharacterized. Gene Ontology annotation, molecular function: zinc ion binding; GTPase activator activity. Gene Ontology annotation, cellular component: endoplasmic reticulum exit site; COPII vesicle coat. Gene Ontology annotation, biological process: endoplasmic reticulum to Golgi vesicle-mediated transport; COPII-coated vesicle cargo loading; intracellular protein transport. The coding region runs from base 229 to 2538 and encodes 769 amino acids. The record is from RefSeq and is a predicted model, not a curated record. NCBI's taxonomy places the organism in Eukaryota, Fungi, Chytridiomycota, Chytridiomycetes, Spizellomycetales, Powellomycetaceae. The transcript is spliced from 14 exons.
GCGUGGCUCGUUCUUCCCUUCGCCGUCGACAUCUCAACUGCCCACCCAACGACAUAGCCGACGGGGCGGACCUUGCACAGACAACUCCCGCUCGCUUAGCGCAUACAGUGCUUAGAGUCGCUUCUGCACGCCUCCUCUACGUCGACUUACGAGUGGAUACACGGUCACUUUGUCUCGCACGAUUGCCUUCACUCUCUCGUCGGAACUCAGCAUCACCUUCACGCAACGAUGAACACCUUCGAAGAGAUCGAGGACCAAGAUGGAAUCAGGCUGUCAUGGAACGUCUGGCCAUCUUCGCGACUGGAAGCAACGAGGAUGGUCGUUCCCAUAGGUGCUCUUUACACUCCCUUGAAGGAGAGGGAGGGUAUCCAGCCCUUUGCCUAUGAGCCAGUCACUUGCAAGAUGCCUUGUCGGGCCAUCCUGAACCCUUACUGUCAAAUCGACGUCCGCGGCAAGCUCUGGAUCUGCCCCUUCUGUCUGCAACGCAACCAGUUCCCACCGCACUACAAGGACAUCUCCAACACCAACCUGCCCGCCGAGCUCCUCCGCCAAUACACUACCAUCGAAUACGUCCUCAACAAACCGCCUUCUCUUCCGCCAAUUUUCCUCUAUGUUGUGGAUACGUGCCUCGAUGAGACGGAUCUGAAGGCUUUGAAGGAUUCGUUGGUUGUUAGUUUGAGCUUGUUGCCGCCUAACUCAUUGGUUGGAUUGAUUACUUACGGGACGAUGGCCCAAGUGCACGAAUUGGGAUACAGCGACUGUCCGAAGUCCUACGUCUUCCGCGGUAGCAAAGAGUACAACGCGAAGCAGAUUCACGACAUGCUCGGCCUGGGUGCCGUUCCGGCCAUGCGCCCUGGUCAGGCUCCCGGCAGACCAGGUCAACCCGCCAUGGCGCCACAGCAGAACAUGGGCGCUAGCAGAUUCCUCUUGCCCGUUUCCCAAUGCGAGUUCACCCUCACAUCCAUCCUGGAACAACUCCAGCAAGAUCCUUGGCCCGUCGCCAACGACAAGCGUCCCUUAAGGUGCACCGGAACGGCUCUUUCCGUCGGUGUUGGGCUUUUGGAGGCUGCAUACCAAAACACAGGAGCGAGAAUCAUGCUGUUCGCAGGUGGCCCGCCAACCGAAGGACCCGGAUUGGUCGUCGGCCCAGAGCUGAGGGAACCCAUCAGGUCUCAUAACGACAUUGAGAAAGAUGUCGCAAAGCACGCCAAGAAGGCUUCAAAGUUCUACGAAGCCAUCUCCAAACGCGCAGCCGAUAAAGGCCACGUCAUCGACAUCUUCGCCGGCUGCCUGGACCAGAUCGGUCUAAUGGAGAUGAAGUCCCUCGUCACCUCCACCAACGGGCACAUGGUGCUCUCCGACUCGUUCAACACCGCCAUUUUCAAGCAGUCGUUCCUGAGGCUAUUUAGUAAGGACGCGGAUGGGUUCUUGCAGAUGGGGUUCAAUGCGACGUUGGAAGUGCAGACGACGAAGGAGUUGAGAGUGUGUGGAUUGAUUGGUCCGGCUAUCUCGGGCAACAAGAAGAGUCAGUGUGUAGGAGAAACGGAAAUUGGAAUCUCCGGCACGAGUGCAUGGAAAUUCUGCGGGAUCUCUCCCAGCACCACCGUAGGGCUGUAUUUUGAGGUCGCCAACCAGCAAGCGGCAGGCCUUACGCCCGGCUCCAACGGUCUCAUUCAAUUCGUCACUCUCUACCAACAUGCUAGCGGGCAGUUCCGCCUCCGCGUUUCCACCAUCGCUCGCGCAUGGGCAGACGCAAACUCCUCCCAAAUUCCCGCAUCGUUCGAUCAAGAAGCUGCAGCGGUGCUGAUGGCUCGGAUCGCCAUUUUCAAGGCGGAGAUUGAUGAUAGCCCCGAUGUGUUGAGGUGGUUGGAUCGGAUGCUUAUUCGAUUGUGCCAGAAAUUCGCCGACUACCGCAAAGACGACCCGACCUCCUUCCGCUUGACGGACAACUUCUCGAUCUACCCGCAGUUCAUGUUCCACUUGAGGAGGAGUCAGUUCUUGCAGGUCUUCAAUAACAGUCCAGAUGAGACUGCUUUCUACAGACACAUCCUCAACCGUGAAGACGUCAACAACUCUCUCAUCAUGAUCCAACCCACCCUCAUGUCCUACUCCUUCAACGGCCCACCGGAGCCCGUGCUCCUCGACUCUGUCUCCAUCAAACCGGACGUCAUUUUACUGUUGGAUACGUUCUUCCACAUCCUGAUCUGGCACGGCGAGACCAUUGCCGCGUGGAGGAAGGCAAAGUACCAUGAACAGCCGAGUUAUGAGAAUUUCAAAUUGUUGUUGGAGGCGCCGAAAGGGGCUGCUCAGGAACUCCUAACAGAACGCUUCCCAAUCCCGCGCUACAUCGACUGCGACGCCGGCGGCUCCCAAGAGCGGUUCCUCAAAUCCAAAGUCAACCCCUCGACCACGCACACAUCCCCCAGCGGUUACGGCUUCAACCCGGCGACGCAGGGCGCGGCGAUCGCGACCGAUGAUGUGAGCUUGCAGGUUUUCAUGGAUCAUUUGAAGAAAUUGGCUGUCAGUGGGUCGAGUUAGGGUGGGGAUGAAAGACGGGGGAGCGGGAAAUGGGGGUGACAUCCCCUUGUCCAAGCUGUGCUUGAAAGCUUUCUGUGCUGUACUUCUGGCUGUAUGGUAUAAAAAUCGAGUUCUUUUGCACUACAGAAUCGAAAUACUUGUGGGUGCCGUGCGCCCCUCUGUGUAUCAAGCUUGCGCCUUUGGGGUGGCCACUUUGGGUUCUUCCUCAGAGAUGGGUUCUUCCUGAGCCCCAGAAUAAACCAUCCGUCCGAGACUUCCAAGUUGGCAUCUUCGAAGAUCUUCGGACUGCGCCGUCAAAUUGGCAGAUGUCACC